AUGGAAACCCCACAGCGUUCCUCACUUGGUUCUUCGUGUACACCUCCUUCUUUCUGGAACGCGAAACCAUUGGAAAGCUCUUUUAUGUCAACUGGGCUUCUUUCUAAACGAAAUAAACCACGGCUCACAGAAAAGAAUAAUGUGUUUACAGCGCCGCGUACUCCUUCUUCAGCAAAAGCUUUUUUUGAUAAAUUGUCAACACCUCAAACACCUUUAUUUCAAGAAGAAGCUAACGAUUCACCAUCGUCACCAACUAUGCAACAUAAAAAUUGGGAAACCUCAUCAUCACCCUCACCUUGUCCGUAUUAUUCUCCAUCAAUCGGAGGUUCUAGGCAAUUGGAUAAUUCAUUCUUUUACGGAGAAUCCCCGUCAUCGGCAUCAUAUUCUCCAUUAUUCUCUCGUAAUUCUCAAUAUUCUACAUGCCAAACGCCAUUAACGCAUAAUGGUCCUUCAUUACAACCAAUCGCCGCGGCGUCUCCAUUUUGUGAUCGAUCUCAAUUAGGAUCAGUUGGAAAGCUCUCGAAUUUCUACAAUAGAAUAUAUGGAAGUCAAUAUUUGGACUCGCCCAGAAAAGAUUCUUCGACCCUUCGUUUUCUCAAUCGAGAGUAUUUUCAAUCAUUGGGACAUGAAAAUGUUGCAUCGUCAUACGAUCUUAACUUUAAUGAGGAUUAUUUUCAUAGUCAAUUCGAUCGAAUUACCUCAUUGGGCUCGGGGGAAUUUUCACGAGCAUAUAAAGCUCGAGAUAAAAGAUCAGGUCGCUUUUAUGCCGUUAAAAGGAGCAAACGACGAUUCACCGGCAUUAAAGCAAGGAACGAAAGUUUAGAAGAGGUUGAAAUCCUUUGGGAAAUUGGCAAGCAUAAACAUUGCGUGGAACUUAUAUCUGCAUGGGAACAAAAGGAAACUUUGUAUCUUCAAUUUGAGCUAUGCGAACAUGGCAGUCUAGACUCUUUUAUUGAAGAAUUCUGCACACAAAAACGACUUGAAGAAACACGUAUAUGGAAGAUACUCACCGAUAUUGCUCUGGGUUUGAAACAUAUUCAUGAUAAUGAUGUAAUUCAUCUGGAUAUAAAACCGGCAAAUAUAUUUAUAACUGGAGAGAAAAACCUGAAAAUUGGUGAUUUCGGGUUGGCGACAAAAUGUCCAGCGCCACGUGGGAUCGAAAAAGAGGGUGAUCGAAAAUAUAUCGCAUUGGAAGUGUUAAACGGUUACUAUGACAAACCAGUCGAUAUAUUUAGUCUCGGGGUAUCUAUUCUGGAGCUCGCCGCCAAUAUCAUAUUACCUGAUAAUGGCCCAGAAUGGCAAAAACUUCGAGCGGGAGAUUUAUCCGGAUGUCGAUUCGAUGUAGUCUCCAACAUUCUUGUACAGUUAAUUCAAUGUAUGUUAAAUCCAGUGCCGUUGCGUCGACCGAAAAUUGAAGACAUAUUGAAACACCCUGUGAUCGAGGGCAUUAUUACAAAUCGAACAUCUGGUGUGUUAAAUAAGGGCACUUUAGAAGUAGAGGACCAAGAAAUCGCGCAAAACUUCAUGGAUAUUAUUGAAACGUGUCAUGAAUAA
Molecule: messenger RNA, 1554 nt
Organism: Ambispora gerdemannii
Lineage: Eukaryota; Fungi; Glomeromycota; Glomeromycetes; Archaeosporales; Ambisporaceae
Source: the annotation of a GenBank genome assembly